AUGAAUAACGGUAUCUCAAAGAAUAUAUCUUUUUAUAAAAAAAUAAAUUAUACCCACAACAAACCACCAGCACCACACAUACCACAGCAACCACAAUUUUUAAAUAAUACUCAAAAAAACAAUGACACAAUAAUAAAUAAUAAUAAUAAUGCCGAUAAUGAUGAUAUUGAAUGUAUAUAUGAUGAUUAUGAAUUUGAUGAUGAUGAUAAUAAUAAUGAUAAUGAUAAUGAUAAUGAUAAAGCUGAUAAAAAUUCCUACAAUAAUUAUAUUUAUAAAGAAAUUACAUUAAAUGAUUUUGGUGAUGAAAAUGACAACGAGAGUGAUUUAGAUGAUUUAGAUUUUGAUUUUGAACCAACAAUAAUUAAAAAUAUAGAAAAUAAUAAAACCUCAGCAAUCAAUUCCAAAUCAUUUGAACAAACUUCAAAAUCAAAUCACAAACUUAUAAACUAUAAUCCAAUUUGUAAAGAUAUUGAUGAAAAUGAUUUAUUAUUAAUUUCAAAACCAAAAAUUAAUAUUCCAAUGAAAACCCCUCCAUCAUUAUCAAAAAAUAAUAAUACUAACUCGAAACCAAUGAGUUCACUCUUAAAUUCUAAAAAAUCCACUUCAACUAUAAAUACACCAAAGAUAAAUAAAACAUUUCCAAAUACAAUUCAAAAUUCAUUAAGAAAAUCUGGUUCAGUUAAUAAUGAAAAUAAUUCAAUUAAUAGUAAUAUAAUAAAAAAUAAAACUAAAAAUCAUAGUGGUUCAAUUGUUGCAAUUUGUGAAAAUAGAACUAGAGAAAUUGGUUACUCUUCAUAUAAUAUUGAAAGUGGUGAAAUUGAAACUGGUCAAUUUUGUGAUUCUCAAACUUAUUUUCAUUUGUAUACAAAAUUAUAUAUUUUAAAUCCUUCAAUAAUAGUUAUACCACCAAUUGAACAAAACAGAGAAAUGGUUAAAUUAAUUGAAAAUGCAUAUCCAAAUGUAAAGAUUAUACCAAUUAUAAAGAAACUAUUUAAUGAAAAUGAUGGUAUAUCAUUAAUGAAUCAAUAUUGUUUAAUUGAUAAAAUAUCAAUAAUUGAAAAGUUUACAAAAGAUAAAGUUUUAUCACUAUCAAGUUUCAAUGCAUUAAUUAAAUAUUUAGAACAAGAUGGUAUAAUGUUUGUAAAGAAUUGUAUUCGUAUAAAGUAUUCAGGAAGUGAAAAUUCAAUGCAAAUAGAUGCAGAAACAAUAAAAAACUUGGAAUUAAUUCAUAGUUCUAAAGAUGGUAGUAGAAAUUGUACAUUAUAUCAAUCAAUUAAUAAUACAUCAACAUCACAAGGUUCAAGACUAUUAAUUAGUGCAAUAGUACAACCAUCAAAUGAUUUUGAAACUAUUAAACAUCGUCAAAAUGCAAUUAAACAAUUACUUUCAAAUCAAAGAGUUGUCUUUACUUUAACACCAUUAUUAUCAAAGAUUCAAGAUAUCGAUAAAACCUUAUUACUAUUUUCACAACAAAAUAAACAAGUUACAAUAAAAUCAAUUGAAACUUCAAUUAAAUGUUUUAUUGAUUUUAAAAAUAUAUUUGAACUUUUACCAAAAAUUUCAAAUCUAUUAAAUAGUGGUACAAUUUGUGAUAAUCCAAUGUUAAAUUUAAUUAAAGGAAAAUUAAAUAAUGAAACAAAUAAUAUUUUAAUUAAAGAAAGUUCAAAAGUUUUAAAUGUAAAUUUAAAUUUUCAAUUAUCAAAACAAGAUCAACAACAUCAACAAAAAGAACAACAACAACAACAACAACAACAAGUUAAUAAAAUUAAUUAUAAAAUUAUAAUGUAUAUAAAAGAUGGUGUAAAUGGUUUAUUAGAUGUUUGUAAGAAAACCUAUAAAGAAAUUACUGAUGAUAUUAAUAAAUUAACAAAAUAUUAUAAAGAACAAUUUAAAUUACCACAAUUAAAAUUACAACAUUGCCAAACUAAAGGUUAUUAUUAUUCGUUACCAUGUAAGAAUAAAGCAUUAUUUCAUUUACCAAAUGUAUUUGUUCGUUCAAGCUAUAGAAAUCAAAAGUACUAUUUAUUUAGUGAAGAAUUAACUUCACUAUCAAGAAGAAGUAGAGAAGUAUUUGAAGAGAUUAUUAUACUUUCAGCACAAUCGAUUGAAAAGUUAAUUGAAUUCUAUCGUUCACAUAUUUCUGAGCUUUAUAAUAUUUCAGAAUCAAUUUCAUUAUUAGAUUUCUUGGUAUCUGGUGCAUUAUAUUCACUACAAUUGGAUCAAAGUGUUUGUCCUGAAAUAUUUAAUGGUAAAGGUCCAUUGGCUAUUAAAUCUGGUUAUCAUCCAUUACAAUUAAAGAAAUCAAAGAAAAAAGAAUCAUUUUCAACUUGUUUUGUACCAAAUGAUACUUUAAUCAAUGAAACAGCCUCAUUUCAAUUAAUUCAUGGUUGUAAUAUGUCUGGUAAAUCUACAUACAUCCAACAAGUAGCCCUCUUGACUAUAGUAGCUCACAUUGGUUAUUUUUUACCUGCUGAGUUUGCAACUGUACCAAUUGUUGAUCAAAUCAUUAGUAGACUUGGCACAUCAGAUAAUAUUCAAUCAAAUGCUAGUACUUUUAUGACGGAAAUGAAAGAAAUCUCUUACAUCUUGGAGAAUACAACUGAAAGUAGUUUGGUUAUUAUUGAUGAAUUAGGUAGAGGUACCUCAAAUAUGGAUGGAUCUUCAAUUGCAUGGUCAAUUAGUGAACAUCUAUCAAUGAUUGGUUGUUACACUCUCUUUGUAACUCACUAUCAACAAUUACUAAACCUUGCUACAUUUUAUCCAAAUAUUAGAGUUUAUCACUUUCAAGUUUCCAAAGAUGAUUCGUCUGGUUUAAAAUAUAAUUAUCUCUUUAGUGAAGGUGUUUCAUCAAUUGAUAGUUAUGGUGUUGAAACUGCUGAAUUGGCUGGAAUUGAUUCAAAGGUAAUUCAAUCUGCUAAAACAAUAAGAAAUCUUUUAGAAUCAAAAUCAAACAAUAACCAAAUCAAUCCAAAUACAAAUAAUCAAUCCAUUAAUCAAUACCAUCAUCCAUCUAGAGAUUCUUAUCAAUUACUUCAAAAAUUAUUAAAUUUAAAAUUUUCAAAACUAUCUGAUGUUCAAUUAAAAAACUAUUUAUUAAAAUUAAAAGAAGAUUUUAAUUUUAGUUAA
Messenger RNA from Dictyostelium discoideum AX4, 3126 nucleotides. RefSeq lists its product as hypothetical. Gene Ontology annotation, molecular function: ATP-dependent DNA damage sensor activity; ATP binding; mismatched DNA binding. Gene Ontology annotation, biological process: mismatch repair. The transcript has a single exon. The coding region runs from base 1 to 3126 and encodes 1041 amino acids. Lineage: Eukaryota; Evosea; Eumycetozoa; Dictyosteliales; Dictyosteliaceae. The record is from RefSeq and is a predicted model, not a curated record.